UUUUAUUUUGUGGAUAAUAUUUUGCACAUAGCGCCUGAAGUCACGCGAAUUCGACAAUUAGGAAACAUGCAAAUAGUAAAUUAUGAAUUCCACUUCCACAUAAAUAAUUGUAAAUUCAAAACCAAAUGUAAAUUUUAUAUAAGUAGAUUAUUGAUGCGCAAAAUAAGGGUCUUAUGUUGGAAAGUCUUUUAAAUUAUUUUAGUAAUUCAACCAAUUCGUACAUCAGUUUGCAUGCAGCAAAAGCGGUUUCGAUCCAAGAUAAAUAUUCAGAAGCCAAGAGCUCCACAUCAUGAAAGGGGAAAAGUAGAAAAAUUUAUAACACCAUUUAUCUCAAAUCCUGAUACUCAUAAGCCGUUGAGAGAACGAUGCCUGAAAGUUACUCAAAUAAAAAAUAAUGUCGAAAUGGAUAAACCGUACGACGUAAUUUUAUCAAGAGAAUGCCUUAACUGGUUCAAACAAUCAAACAUGGUCGCUUUAUUCCAUGUGAAUUCUAUAACAUCGAGUGAGGUAUUCGAAUUCGCCGUCGCCGUAAAAAAGGCAAAUAUGCACCUAAAAGGUUAUCAAAAUUCGAUAUUAAGGAUAGCCUACAGAGAUUCUAUUUAUCAGCCAUUAACGCAACUCAUUCAAAAGCAUAAUCGCAUUAACUUUUUUGUCUUCAGUCAAGAUACGGAUGUAAGUAAAUUAUUGAAAAUCUUGAAGAGGACGCCACAACUCAUUCUAUUAGCUGGCAUAAUUCAUCAAAAACUGUUGAAUCACAAGGACUUUGUGAAAAUAGGUACAAUGAAUCUCGUAACUGCACAAGCUGGUCUUGUAAACGUUUUACAUUUAGCCGCUGGACAAAAGCUACGUCAACAGUUAACGCAUCAUCAGUCUACUUUGGUUACCCGGUUAAAGCAAAUAGGUACAAAAGAAGAUAAGCCCUGUGAUGCGAAUGAAUAAUUUGACGGUGCCUAUACGUUGUUCAAACCAUAUCGAUAAUUUAUUACGCGUUAUAGGUUUACAUAAAGCUUUACGUAAACUGCGACUAGAUUCCUUUGUAUAAGUAUAUAAAUAAGAGAUUUAAUUAAAUUUGAAAUUAGGCCCUUAAUUCAUUAUUAA
This is a messenger RNA of Ceratosolen solmsi marchali, 1098 nucleotides long. Its product is annotated as mitochondrial ribosomal protein L10. The transcript is spliced from 3 exons. The record is from RefSeq and is a predicted model, not a curated record. The coding region runs from base 232 to 939 and encodes 235 amino acids. NCBI's taxonomy places the organism in Eukaryota, Metazoa, Arthropoda, Insecta, Hymenoptera, Agaonidae.